AAAAAUCAGAAGGCUGAUGCAGAAGCACCAACUGCUCAUCCUGUUGAGAUGUCCUGUAGUCCCUCGUUAAUAGAAUCGAUACGUUCAAACUCUGAGAUACAGGGAACCACAAAAAUGAGAAAAAACGGCGCUGCUUCCAGGCAUUUGCUUCCUCUUUCUGAUGAUAAUGAUAGUGAAGAAUCAAGAUCUAUUCAAAGGAAGAGAGUGCUUCCAUCUUGGAUGCUGGAAAAGGACCUCCUGGUUCAGAGGAUUUCUGAGCCUGUAAUGAAAGGAGGUAGUAGAAUGAAAAAAGACCAAGGAAGGGGAGAAAGUAAUAUGGAGUCAUUAAAACCAGAAGUAAAUGUGCAGCAGAAGAGAAGAUUAGCCUCUGAAGAAACUAUAGAGGAUUUUGAAGGUGAAGAGCAAGAUCAAGGGAGAAGGAGCUGUCUUGCCAUCCCUUCAUCUCAGAAUACAUCUGGAUUUCCUCUUGAGAGUACCAUGAGAAACAUGGAAGGAAAUGGCAAGACUGGAACAAAAACCCGUGGAAGUUCUCUGGAAAAAAAUGAUAGGCAGCUGCAUAGUAAAUUGUCCAAAAGAAUAGGUCAGAUCUCCAGUAAAACAAAUAGAAUUGAGGAAACAGAAAACAAAGAGCAGAUUACUGGUUCUACAAGCCAACAAGCUCACUGGGGCAGGACUUCCCAAUAUUUUGGUGCCCAGGAAGGGAUUCUUGAGCCUGAUGCAAAUCUGGAUUACGAGACUGAGAUUUCUGAUUCAACCAGAAGUGCGGAUGCUUCAGAAAGCUCCAAACAGAUCAAGCGUAAGAGGACACCUUGCAUGUAUGGAACAGGCUGUUACAGGAAGAAUCCCAUUCACUUUCAGCAGUUCAGCCACCCUAAUGAUGACGACUAUCAUGAAAUGGAGAUCGUAACUCAGGAUAACAAUGAUAACAGGCCUGAAUGUCCAUAUGGAAUGGCUUGUUAUAGGAAGAAUCCACAGCACAAGCUAGAAUACAAGCACAGUGCACCUCCAGUAACUGGAAGAGGAACCCGACAACGAACUUCAAGGAAUG
Molecule: messenger RNA, 1048 nt
Organism: Balearica regulorum gibbericeps (East African grey crowned-crane)
Lineage: Eukaryota; Metazoa; Chordata; Aves; Gruiformes; Gruidae
Source: RefSeq, a predicted model, not a curated record